Molecule: messenger RNA, 4381 nt
Organism: Paramormyrops kingsleyae
Lineage: Eukaryota; Metazoa; Chordata; Actinopteri; Osteoglossiformes; Mormyridae
Product: neuroligin-1-like
Cellular component (GO): membrane
Molecular function (GO): neurexin family protein binding
Source: RefSeq, a predicted model, not a curated record
CAAGGAAACUCUCCAGUUCUUUUUUUUCCUUCCCCUCGUUUGCUUCUCUUCAUUUUCUUGUCCUUUUUUAAAAUUGAAGAAUUUUUCCCUCCUGUUUUUCGAUGGAUGUGUUUGAUCUUUUUUUGCUUGGUGUUCCGUGUCCCUCCUCGUUCUUGUAUAAAACCUUUCGUAGGUUUUUUUGCUUGAAUUCUUUUUUUUUUUUUUUGUUUUACCUCUAAUAUUUACAUGUUUCAUCCCACCUCCACAAAACUGUCAAAACUGACUAAUACUCUCGUAUCACCUCCUUUUUUGCAUGUUUUUUCCCCCCAACUCAUUGAAUUUUUUAAUGUUAAACGGAUAAUACUGAGAAAGGUGUUGUAAACAUUACCGAUACUAACAUCUCAGGUCAUGUUGUUUGGGUCAGUGCGACACUGAGUGUUUUCUAAGCAACAUUUGGUUAUGUUCCUUGGAUCUGUGCAGGAGGUCGCAUCCUGUGUUAUGUUUUACAGCCAUGUUCUCCCAACAGAGGCCACAGACACCCUACAAAACUGGGAAUGGACAGUUUUAGUUGUUGAGAGCACUUAGGAACAUUUUAAUGUCCGAGUACCGGAGUCUUCUUGCCAAACUCACGGAUAAUGGAAUGGUCGCCACUCUGGUUUCUGUGCUUUUCCAGCGCCAAGAACAUCAUCCCAGUGCUUCUAUUUCCAAGUUAUCCUCAGGUGUUUUUAUUUAUUUAUAUAUAUUUUUUUUUUUUCCUUGCAGGGGAUUAUGGGUAGGGUGACUUUAAAGGCUAAGGGGGAGAGAAGUCUGCCUCAUCAAGCAUUUUACGUUUCACACUCAUAGCCUAAAGGUGAUCCCUGUAAUACCUUCCAUCCGCUGUAAACAGAAUUUCGAUAAGGAAGCUGUAACUUCUCACCGUGGGUCAAGAUGACAAAGAAGAUAUCAUCUCUCGCCGCCCUGCAUUAAUUUCUUUUUUUCUUUCCGUAGCAGACUUCAUUUGAGUCGCGUGCGUGUUUUCUACGCUUCACCGCGGUCAGAGGCAAUGGGAUCUUUGCACUUAAGCCAGUGCCUGCUGUAAACGCUGAGCUCUCAUCGCUGAAGAACACCUGUCACUCAGCGGGAAGAGUCUCCUUUCAACGGCGGAGGGAAGUCGUGACACCCGAGGCUGGCGGCGUUGGCCAUUACGCGACGCGCUUCUCGCCGGCCGUGUCGGGUGGCCAUCGAUUUUUUUUUUGUUCCGUCUGUUUCACGUCAGAAGACGUCAGCGAUAGCUCUUUAACCAGUUGAGCUAAUUUUCUUGCGUUCACUUGAGAGUAUCGGCAUAAUUUUAAAAUGCGCGGAAAUUGAUUCGUGGAAAUUCAGUGUAAUUUAAAUGCGACCACGCUGGCGCGUCUUGAUGCUUGCCGGCUGCUCGUUCUCUGCACGCGGGAAGCGGCCAUAAUUAUUUAUUGUUUAUGCGAUCGAUGCGGCACAUUGCAUUGUGCUUGACAUCACUCCGAAUGCACUUUCUGUACUUGGAUGCAUCCAGCUGGCUUGGUUAUUAAAUGAAUUUAUCAAAGCGAACAGAAGAUGUAAUAAAACAAUCUCAGCCCCCCCCCCCCCCACAAAGGACUGCCUCAUGACAGUCACCAGUCUUUCUUAAUGAGGCAAAAAUAUGCAGCUUCCCCUGCUGAGCCGUUGAAGAUGAAAAUCAGCCCCAGUGUUGACUUGCAGAUCCAUGUUUGGUGUGAGGCUCCAGAGAUGUGGAACAGAGAAGCGGAGAAGAAUGAUACCUCACUUCUGGAUUACAGCUCUUUCAUCAUGGAGCAGAAGUAUUUUCCGGAUGUUUGCUUCCUCCUUCAUUUUUUCUUUUUUGGGGGGGGAGGGGUCUGUGUUUAAUCUGCGUUGAGGCCCCCAGCUGUCCAGUAGUGGUUGUGAAUAUUUUCCACCUCCCAGCUGGAAUGGAACUACCUGAUGCACGUACCACCAUUUUUGCCCAGAACUUUUCCUGAUGCCAACCUCGCCCCAGAUUAAAGGGAUUGCCAGUUAUGGGGAACAUGGCACAAUGUUGCUUAGGAAACAUCUGUCCGAACUGCCUGUGACACCAAUGCACAUCCGGGAAAGUGGUAGCCCCAAACCAGUGAUGGUUUUUAUCCAUGGUGGGUCGUACAUGGAAGGAACUGGGAAUAUGUUUGAUGGAAGCAUCUUGGCAAGUUAUGGAAAUGUCAUUGUCAUCACUGUUAACUACCGGCUUGGAGUCCUAGGGUUUUUGAGCACAGGCGACCAAGCCGCCAAGGGGAAUUAUGGGCUCCUGGAUCUCAUUCAGGCCCUUCGCUGGACCAGCGAGAACAUCGCCUUUUUCGGGGGUGACCCUCUGCGCAUCACCGUUUUCGGGUCGGGGGCUGGUGCCUCCUGCGUCAACCUGCUGACCCUGUCUCAUUACUCCGAGGGCAACCGCUGGAGCAAUUCGACCAAAGGACUUUUCCAGAGAGCUAUAGCACAGAGCGGCACAGCCCUGUCUAGCUGGGCGGUCAGCUUCCAGCCCGCUAAAUACGCCCGUCUGCUGGCCAAGAAAGUAGGCUGCAACCUCCGGGGCAGCGUGGAGCUGGUGGAGUGUCUGCAGAAGAAACAUUACAAGGAGCUCGUGGACCAAGACAUCCAACCCGCCCGGUACCACAUCGCAUUCGGGCCCGUCAUCGACGGCGACGUCAUCCCCGAUGACCCUCAGAUCCUCAUGGAGCAGGGGGAAUUCCUCAACUAUGACAUCAUGCUAGGGGUGAACCAGGGCGAGGGCCUGAAAUUCGUGGAGCUCAUCGUGGACAGCGAAAACGGAGUCCAGGCCAACGACUUCGACUACGCCGUCUCCAGCUUCGUGGACGAUUUGUACGGCUACCCAGACGGCAAGGACAUCCUUAGGGAAACCAUCAAGUUCAUGUAUACGGACUGGGCAGACCGGCACAACCCGGAGACCCGGAGGAAGACCCUGUUGGCCUUGUUCACGGACCACCAGUGGGUUGCCCCUGCCAUCGCCACGGCCGACCUACAUUCCAGCUUCGGGUCCCCUACCUAUUUCUACGCCUUCUACCACCACUGCCAGACAGACCAGGUGCCCCCCUGGGCAGAUGCUGCCCACGGCGACGAGAUCCCCUACGUCUUUGGCCUGCCCAUGAUCGGACCCACUGAUCUCUUCCCCUGCAACUUCUCCAAGAACGACGUCAUGCUGAGCGCCGUCGUCAUGACGUACUGGACAAACUUCGCGAAAACUGGCGACCCCAAUCAGCCGGUCCCCCAGGACACCAAGUUCAUCCACACCAAGCCCAACCGCUUUGAGGAGGUGGCCUGGACGCGCUACAACCAGAAGGACCAGCUGUACCUGCACAUCGGCCUGAAGCCACGAGUCAAGGAGCACUACCGCGCCAACAAGGUCAACCUGUGGCUGGAACUGGUGCCCCACUUGCACAGCCUCAAUGACCUCACGCAGGUCGUCUCCACUACCACCAAAGGCCCUGUGCCAGAGCCCACACCCAGGACACCAAAGAAGGUCCCCACUGCCACCAGGAGGCCCAACCCCACUCCCUUCCCAACGGAGAACCAGGACGAGCACAGCCAGCUGGAGCGGCCCCUACUGGUGGACAGACGGGAUUACUCCACAGAGCUGAGCGUCACCAUUGCUGUCGGCGCCUCGCUGCUCUUCCUCAACAUCCUGGCCUUCGCCGCCCUCUACUACAAGAAGGACAAGCGGAGGCAGAAUGUGCACCAGCGCUGUAGUCCCCAGCGUGGCACCACCAACGACCUGGCGCACGCCCAGGAAGAGGAGAUCAUGUCCAUGCAGAUGAAACACACGGACCUGAGCCACCAGUGUGACGGCAUCCACCCGCACGAGAUGGUCCUCCGAAGUGCCUGUCCGCCAGACUACACACUGACCAUGAGGAGAUCCCCGGACGACAUCCCCCUAAUGACCCCCAACACCAUCGCCAUGAUUCCCAACAGCAUUCCAGGGAUACCAUCCUUGCAUCCGUUCAGCACCUUCCCUAGUGGACAGAACACCUUGCCCCACCCCCACUCACAUUCAACAACCAGGGUAUAGCCGGUGGGGAAUUACCUUUUCUGCAAAUCAUUGUCAUGAGCACCUGGCGAUAUUGUACUGCUGAAAGGGAAAAUAUCACUUUUUUUUGUAAAAAAAUAAAAAUAAAUAAAUAAUACAUAAAAAUAAAGAAAAAUGUUCGGAUUACAUAAACAUUUCUUUUAUAUGUGAUGGAAAGCAUAAAAGAAGGUCAAUUUGCUGUCACUGGAGGAGCUCGAGCUGAAUGAUAUGGCUGGUUUGGAGAAAACAGGGAUGGGAGAGAAUCGUGAAUCAGGCAUCCACAUGGAUACACACAGACGCUUGUUUAUGGAGCCAAAAGAAGACAAUGCCCCAAAGGAU